Messenger RNA from Triticum urartu, 3821 nucleotides. Its product is annotated as kinesin-like protein KIN-7H. The record is from RefSeq and is a predicted model, not a curated record. Gene Ontology annotation, molecular function: microtubule binding; ATP binding; microtubule motor activity. NCBI's taxonomy places the organism in Eukaryota, Viridiplantae, Streptophyta, Magnoliopsida, Poales, Poaceae. Gene Ontology annotation, biological process: microtubule-based movement.
GAUAAUGGCUGGUACUACGUACACGCGUAUGCAUAGAAAAACAAGUCUUGGGACUCCACCGUCUCCCCCUCUGCCCUCUCCUACCCCCAUGUGAGGUGCGUAAAUAAAAUUGAAGGGAGUGGCCAGGAGCGUGGCGGGGACCAUGGUCCGUCCCUUCGUCUCGCGACAGCAGCGCAAAACUCCAACCCAGCAAGCGGCGGCGGCCAAAGAUAGUCCGUAGCCGCGCAGGUAGUGUUAGUACAUGUACGACUAAGAGGGGUGGUGCGCCGGCAGUGUAGUAGUUGCUGUUCUUGCCUUGGGUGUGGGCAGGCUGGUUUCGCCGGAUCGCCGUCCACGUCCGGAAUCCGGCGACAGACGCGGCGCUCUCGGGCACAUGGACCUGCCACCAGCCCGCCGGCUUUGGUUUCUUGCUUACAAUGCUGCUUGAUCCGAGGGGAGGGGGGUGUUGGCCGGCGGUGACAGGUGCAGAGGAAGAGGGGCGAUUUUGACACUGUUCUUGGGUGGAGGGGGUGCAGGACUGAGAAGGGCGAUGGGGGCAGGGGAGGAGGAUGCGGCGGCGGCAUGGGAGAAGGUGGAGGCCAAGGAGGAGAGGAUCAUGGUGUCCGUGCGGGUGCGGCCGCUCAACGGCAGGGAGUCCGGCGACAGCUCCGACUGGGAGUGCAUCAGCCCCACCACCGUCAUGUUCCGCAGUACCGUCCCUGACCGCGCCAUGUUCCCCACCGCCUACACCUACGACAGGGUGUUUGGCCCCAAUUGCUCGACCAGGCAGGUCUACGAAGAAGGAGCAAAAGAAGUUGCUCUAUCAGUUGUCAGUGGAAUCAACUCAAGCAUAUUUGCGUAUGGGCAGACAAGCAGCGGAAAGACUUACACAAUGACUGGCAUUACUGAGUACAGUGUGAUGGACAUCUAUGACUACAUAGAGAAGCACCCUGAAAGAGAAUUCAUGCUGAAAUUCUCAGCAAUUGAGAUAUAUAAUGAAGCUGUAAGAGAUCUUCUGAGCCAUGAUACCACACCUCUUAGACUGCUUGAUGACCCAGAGAAAGGGACUACUGUUGAAAAGCUCACUGAGGAAACACUGAGGGACAAGGACCAUCUUAGGGAUCUUCUUGGAAUGUGUGAAGCUCAAAGAGAGAUUGGAGAAACGGCUUUGAACGAAGCGAGUUCUAGGUCCCAUCAAAUACUCAGGCUGACAAUCGAAAGUUCUGUUAAACAGUAUUUAGGAAGAGGCAAAUCGAGCACCCUGGUAUCUUGUGUGAACUUUGUUGACUUAGCUGGAAGUGAGCGAGCAUCUCAGACUGCUUCAGCUGGUAUGAGGUUAAAAGAAGGUAGUCAUAUUAAUCGAAGUCUGCUAACACUGGGAAAGGUUGUUCGCCAACUGAGCAAGGGAAGAAACGGCCAUAUCCCAUACAGAGAUUCAAAGCUGACACGCAUAUUACAGUCCUCUUUGGGAGGCAAUGCAAGAACAGCCAUUGUCUGCACCAUGAGCCCAGCACACACUCAUAUUGAGCAAUCCAGGAACACACUUCUGUUUGCAACUUGCGCAAAGGAGGUAGUUACAAAUGCACAGGUCAAUGUAGUGAUGUCUGACAAAGCACUACUGAAGCAUCUACAAAGAGAGCUUGCAAGAUUAGAGAAUGAACUGAAAUUGCCGGAGUCAGCCUCCUGCACUAGUCAUGCUGAAGCUUUAAGAGAGAAGGAUGCACAGAUCAAAAAGCUGGAAAAACAGCUUAGGGAAUUGAUAGAAGAAAAGGAUACUGUUCAGUCUCAACUUAACUGUUUAAUGAAAAGUGACGCUGACGACCAUGCCAAUGACCGCACUGCAAAGCGAUGGGAUGUCCAUAGUCGGUCCUCAGAGUCUCUUGCGCGAAAUGCAUCCGAGGAAGCACUUUCGGUUUCAGACACUUAUGGAGGUUCUUAUCAAGAUCAAGGUCACGCAGUGUUUGAUGAAUCAUAUGUCUUCAGUGCUGAUCAUGAUGACUUGUCAGUUCCCAAUCAAACAAUGGAUCUUCCUCAACAAACAAGGGUUCGGAAGCCAAUUUCACCUUGGCACCCUCCUAGUAACUAUAGCUCUGAUGGCACAGAGUCAUAUAACAUGAAGGAAGUAGCUUUCAGAAGUGCAUCUGAAGUAUCUGAAGAACAUUGUAGGGAAGUACAAUGUAUAGAGAUACAUGAGCAUAGAAGAAGCACAAGCGAGGAAUUUAAUGUAUUACUCCAUGAGGGCACUAAGCUCCACAUACCUGAAGUAGAGGACAUCUCUAGAGACGCAGUCCCGCAACCUGAUGAAGUACCAGAAGCCGUGAGCAUAACAGAGAAAAUGGAAGAUCAUAUCAAGAUAUACCCUAGCAAAGAGGAGCGGCAGGCCGAGAUCAUAGCAAAUGCAGUAGAAGGUCCUAUUGAAGUGCAUCAAUGUGAAUCUGAUGACUUUGCAGACAACUUUGUCAAACUGUACCCAUGUGAUUCUAACAUUUCCUUGGACGUUGGCAAACCUUAUCCUCAUGAAUGCCUGACUGUAAAGAGGUGUAUAACGAGCUCCAAGGAUAGUGCAUUGGCUAGAAGUCAGAGUUGCAGGGCUAGCUUCAUGAUCAUUCCAAAUAGUUGGUUUGAUGAUUCGGAAAACACCGGGCAGACACCACCUGGUGAAAUCUUCAGGUAUCCUCCCAGAAGGCCUGAUAAAGUUAGGAGAAGUCUGUACCAAGGAAAUGAUGGUUGCCAAAACAAUAACACUUCAGUAGACCUCUCCGCUGAUUCUGGCGAAGUAGUUUGUGAUGAAGUAGUCAAGGACAUGAGCACCAGUGAUGAGGUAGUCAAGGACAUGAGCACCAGUGAUGAAGUGGUCAAGGACAUGAGCACCAGUGGUGAAGUAGCCAGGGAGUGGAGUACCAAUGAAGCAGAACAAGAAGUUUGUGCCGGUGACAUCAGUUGUGUCACAGACCUGGAACAGAAGGCAGCAAAACACCAUGAGGACCAACCUGAGGAACAUCAGGCAGAGCAGAUUGUUCGAGAUGAGUGUGCAGCAGUUAAAACUGUCAAAGAUGUUGGCACAGAUGCAGUCCCGAGUACCGCCGAGUCUCCUUCGCGCUGGCCUAUUGAUUUUGCAAAUAGGCAGCGAGAGAUCAUCGAGUUGUGGCACGAUUGCAACGUGUCCCUGGUACACAGAACCUACUUCUUCCUCCUCUUCAAGGGAGAUGUCGCAGAUAGCGUCUACAUGGAAGUGGAGCACAGGAGACUGUCCUUCAUCCUGAGCUCCUUCAGCACCAGCUCCGCAGGAGGCGAGCUUAACUCCGCAAUGGCAUCCAGCUUGAAGAAUAUGAAACGCGAGAGGGACAUGCUCUACAAGCAGAUGCUGAAGAAGCUCACCAACGGGGACAAGGAGGGCAUCUACACCAGAUGGGGGAUCGAUCUGGGCUCCAAACAGCGGCGGCUUCAGCUAUCUCGCCUGGUAUGGACGCGGGCUGACAUGGAGCAUGUCCGAGAGAGCGCCUCGCUGGUGGCGAGGCUGAUCGACUUGGUUGAGCCAGGGCAGGCUCUCAAGGAGAUGUUCGGCCUCAACUUCACGCUGGCUCCCAGAACCGAACGCCGGUCUUUCAGCCUGCUGGGCGCUUGAUCUUUGACGUAUGUAUGGAGGUAGAAGGGUUUGGUUUACGUAGUACAGGAGGUUCACUUAACACGAGGAGAGGACUAUGCUCCACCGCAUCGAUUGGUUUCACUCGUGUCUCUACCUUGUUCUUGUUUUUGCUUGUGUAUUGUGUGCGUGUGCGUGUGCGAUAUUCCUGUGUGCAAUCUUACAAAAGUGAAUCGAUCAGACAGUACAGUUCUGACUA